This is a messenger RNA of Anolis carolinensis (green anole), 756 nucleotides long. RefSeq names its product sperm microtubule inner protein 1 (gene spmip1). The transcript is spliced from 2 exons. Lineage: Eukaryota; Metazoa; Chordata; Lepidosauria; Squamata; Anolidae. The record is from RefSeq and is a predicted model, not a curated record. The coding region runs from base 138 to 704 and encodes 188 amino acids.
CUGAGGUUACUGUGAUGUAAUGGCUACUCAAAUCUUGGUGGCCACCAGGAAGCCUCAAAGGCUUUCUAUCGUUGCCGGCUUGGUCCCUUGCGGGAGAAGGCACUUCUCGGAUUAGUUGAGCCGGAUCCUGUCCAGCCAUGGCGCGGGUCUCGAACAUGGACUCGCUCCAGCAGAACUUCUGGAAGGAGGAGUACCAGAAGGAGAUGAUCUUGCGGUUCAAGUGGCACCAGAAGUAUGGGGCCAUCGUCAAGGCCAAGCAGCUGAGCCAGCGGGAGCGGCACCAGCGGGCGGCGGACAACACCCUCCGGCUGCCCUCGGUCAAGGCUCCUCCGCCCGUGAAGCCCAAGUCUCCCCCUCCGCCGCCUUCGUCCCCGGCAGAGCCGGCCAGGGAGCGCGACUUGACCGGCCUGGACACUCUGAUCCUGGAGGCCGAGAUGAAGCCCGUGUCUCGGGAAGUGCGGGCCCUCAUCUACCAGGGCAUCUCGCACGAGGACGAGGGCCGCCACCGCUACCUGAAGACUCGGCUCCUCCUCAACCCGGAGGACAAGUACACCUUCCCGGUCACCACCAGCUUCAAUUAUGGGUGGCAGAUGGGGAAGCUGGCCACUCUCCACGUGACGCCCACGCCCAAGUGCCGCAUCGAAACCUUCUACCGCAAGAACGGGGCCUUCUCUUUGCUGCAUCCACGGGACGUGGCUCUCUGAGCCUCACCGCCCCGAUGUUCCCCCUGUCCGCAAACAAGAAACCACAAUGUGU